Molecule: messenger RNA, 536 nt
Organism: Drosophila rhopaloa
Lineage: Eukaryota; Metazoa; Arthropoda; Insecta; Diptera; Drosophilidae
Product: glycine-rich cell wall structural protein 1
Exons: 1
Coding region: 26-484 (152 amino acids)
Source: RefSeq, a predicted model, not a curated record
AAUCGUUAUUGGACACUCAGCUAAGAUGAGGUGCGAUCUGCAAGUGCAACUUUUGCUGUUACUGGGAAUUGGUGCUUGGAGGAUUGGAGCUCAUUCCCUGGGAGGAGGUGGAAUUGGAGCUGUUGGAGGAGUGGGAGCAAUAGGAGGAGUAGGAGCCAUCGGAGGAGUAGGAGCCAUUGGAGGAGUCCAGCAAGUUCCAGUCGUCCAACAAGUGCCCAUUGUCCAGCAGGUGCCCAUUGUGCAACAGGUGCCGGUCAUCCAACAACAACCUCAGGCUCUGGGACUCGCCGGAGGAGGUGGAUUCAUUGGCGGUGGAAUCGGAGGAGGAGCCGGAUUUGGCCACUACAAGGAAAGCUAUCGCGUGCGAGCAAGGGGAUUCGGUGGUGGAUACCGUGCCCGUUACGACAAGAAGUUCGGAGGAGGAUUUGCAGGAUUUGGAGCUGCUGCAGGAGCGGGAGCAGCGGGUGGCGGUCUACUGGGAUAAAUAUUAGCAAUUAAUGUAGAAAAUUUACCAAUUAAUAUAAAUGUCACUGUAA